AUGGCGUCUUCAGCUCCUGCACCUGCCCCUACGUUAUCUUGCGGCGGAGCCCAUGACGCACAGGCUCAGCUCCCCCACAUCGUCAUCUUCUCGUUCAUGGCCAAGGGCCACACCAUCCCGCUCACGGACCUCACCCACCUGCUCCGACGCCGGCAGCUGGCCACCGUCACCUUCCUCGCCACCCCGGGCAACGCGGCGUUCGUCCGCGCCGCGCUGGCCGGCGCCGACGGCGUGGCCAUCGUGGAGCUCCCCUUCACCGACAACCUGACCUACUCAGGCGCCCCACCGCGCGCGGAGUGCAUCGAGGCCCUCGACUCGCUGUCCUCCUUGCCGGCCUUCGUCGAGUCCGUAGCUGCGGCCGCGCUCACCCUCGCCGACAUCCCGUUCCCCUUCAACGACCCGGCGACGACGGGGUCGAUCCGCGAGAUAGACGCCAAGGUCGGGUACGCCAUAGCCAACAGCCCCGCCCUGAUCGUGAACACCUUCGACGCCAUGGAGGGCCACUACAUCCAGCACUGGAACCGGCCCGUCGGUCCGAGGGCCUGGCCCGUCGGCCCGCUCUGCCUCGCUCGGACGGCGCCCGAGGCGCACUGGCAUGGCGACGUCGUCGCCAAGCUGAUAGCAGGAGAGUAG
This is a messenger RNA of Miscanthus lutarioriparius, 633 nucleotides long. NCBI's taxonomy places the organism in Eukaryota, Viridiplantae, Streptophyta, Magnoliopsida, Poales, Poaceae. The record is from the annotation of a GenBank genome assembly.